GUGAACCACUCGCAAGUAAGUGGGCGUCUAAAUCCCACGCGCUCUCACAAACCCGUCUCCAUCGUCACGAACUAUGUAAGGACUCGUGGGUCCUUUUUUCGAUUCAUCUCUCUAUAGAUUUCACCGUCUCUCUGGAGUUUUCUUUCUCCAGAUUUUCUCGGCUUUUCUCGAUUUUCUCACACGAAAACAAAAAAUCACAGGAUUCAGUACAGAUUCCUACUUCUUCUGAGUUCGUCUUCUCAGAUUCAGCUUCGACUUUUCGUUUGUCUAUCAAUCUCUCUCCACGCUUUUUUUUGCAAAAGAAACGUGUCUGAAAUCAAAAGGAAAAAAAUCCCCUUCAAGAUUCUGAAGCUAGUGGCUGGAUUUUAAACAUAAUGAUCUGAUUUUGGUUGUGUGGGAUUCAUCUUGCAAUUUCUAUAUUGGUUUGUAAAGCUAUGGAGAAAGACGAAGGAGAAAGCUGGAAAGAAAUGGUGAAAAAGAUGCUUCCUCCCGGAGCUCCUUUACCGGAAAAUCCAUCGGAAUUCGAUUACUCCAUAGCCAUAGAGUACACCGGUCCUACUCCGGUUCACGAAAUCCCUAGAGUUUCACCUGUUGAUGUUAACCCUCGACCGAUCCCAUUGCCGGUCUCUCGUAUAGCCGGAGGAGUCACAAGCUCUUCAGGUCAGAGCCCUAGAGGCUCACCGGCUAGCUCUGAGUCUGUGGUCUCUGUGUUGCAGAACAACCCUGAAUCAUCCUCUGGCUCAGCCUCUGUAUCACCAGUCUCUGCUCAUAUACAAAACGGGAACCAUCAGAUUCGGAGACCUGUCGUGAAAUUCAAACCCGUUGAUGAUAACGAUCGUAUUGAUCGUAAAGACGCUGCAGAGGAGGAUAACAGUGUGGAGACAGUAGAGGCGGAGAGGGGGAGGAAGGUUCAUGAGUGUACCGCCGGGACGAAGAGGCGGAGGAGGAACAAGAAGAAGAGAGAGUGUUCUAGAUGCGGAAAAGCGAAAUGGGAACAUAAGGAGACUUGUAUUGUCUGUGAUGAGAAGUACUGUGGGAACUGCGUGCUUAGAGCGAUGGGUUCGAUGCCCGAAGGAAGGAAAUGCGUGAGCUGCAUCAGUCAAGCUAUCGACGAAUCGAAACGGUCUAAGUUAGGGAAGCAUUCGAGGGUGUUGUCACGGUUGCUUAGUCCUAUAGAAGUUAAACAGAUCAUGAAGGCAGAGAAAGAGUGUGCAGCUAAUCAGCUGAGACCUGAGCAGCUUAUCGUGAAUGGUUAUCCGUUAAAGCCUGAAGAGAUGGCUGAGCUGCUCGGUUGUGCUUUACCGCCGGAGAAGUUGAAACCGGGAAGGUAUUGGUACGACAAAGAAUCCGGUUUAUGGGGCAAGGAAGGAGAGAAACCUGACAGAGUCAUAAGCUCGAACUUGAACUUCACUGGGAAGCUAUGUCCGCAAGCGAGCAAUGGGAACACGGAAGUUUAUAUUAACGGUAGAGAGAUCACAAAGCUUGAGUUAAGGAUCUUGAAGCUAGCAAAUGUACAAUGUCCACGAGAUACUCAUUUUUGGGUAUACGAUGAUGGGCGUUAUGAGGAAGAAGGGCAGAAUAAUAUCCGUGGAAACAUUUGGGAGAAGGCAUCUACGAGGUUCAUGUGUGCGCUGUUUUCGUUACCUGUUCCUCAAGGACAACCUCGCGGAAUAGUGCAGCCAUCGAGCAAUUAUGUUACUGUUCCGAGUUAUCUAGAGCACAAGAAGACUCAGAAACUUCUACUUCUUGGUAUCGAAGGGUCUGGAACAAGCACCAUCUUCAAACAGGCCAAGUUUUUGUAUGGAAACAAGUUUUCGGUGGAAGAGCUUCAAGAGAUUAAGCUGAUGGUACAGAGCAAUAUGUAUAGAUAUCUAAGUAUCCUACUCGAUGGAAGAGAACGGUUUGAAGAGGAAGCUUUAUCUCAUAUGAGAGGUUUAAACGCAGUCGAAGGUGGAGAUUCAGGAGGAGAGGAAGGGAAUGAGGAUGGAACUAUCGAUGCGCCACAGUGUGUAUAUACCUUGAACCCGAGGUUGAAGCAUUUCUCGGACUGGCUUCUAGAUAUCAUAGCAACUGGUGAUCUCGACGCGUUUUUCCCGGCCGCUACACGCGAGUACGCUCCUCUGGUUGAAGAAGUCUGGAAAGAUCCGGCGAUACAAGCGACGUAUAGACGAAAAGACGAGCUUCAUUUCCUUCCUGAUGUCGCGGAGUACUUCUUGAGCCGCGCCAUGGAAGUGUCGAGCAACGAGUACGAGCCUUCGGAGAGAGAUAUCGUAUUUGCUGAAGGCGUUACGCAAGGAAAUGGAUUAGCUUUCAUGGAGUUUUCUCUCAGCGAACACAGUCCAAUGUCAGAGAGUUACCAAGAAAACCCUGACGUCUUAUCACCUCCUCAGCCAAAGUACCAGCUGAUCCGUGUGAACGCGAAAGGGAUGAACGAUAGCUGCAAAUGGGUAGAGAUGUUCGAAGAUGUACGAGCGGUGACCUUCUGCAUAAGCUUAAGCGAUUACGAUCAGAUCAGCAUCAUCAGUACACCGGAGAGCAAGGGAACGGUGAGUUUCCAGAACAAGAUGAUCCAGAGCAAGGAGCUUUUCGAGUCGAUGGUGAAGCAUCCUUGUUUCAAAGACACGCCUUUUAUCUUGAUCUUAAACAAGUACGACCUCUUCGAAGAGAAGCUGAACCGUUCCCCGCUGACUUCUUGCGACUGGUUCGGCGAUUUCUGUCCCGUGAGGACGAACGGCACCGCACAGUCGCUUGCUUACCAAGCUUACUUCUACGUGGCGAUGAAGUUCAAGCUUCUUUACGCGUCUCUCACGGGUCAGAAACUGUUUGUGUGGCAAGCUAGGGCUAGGGAUCGUGGGAAUGUGGAUGAAGGGUUUAAGUAUGUGAGAGAGGUUUUGAAAUGGGAUGAAGAGAAGGAAGAGAGUUACUUGAAUGGUGGUGGAGAAGAUUCGUAUUAUAGUACGGACAUGAGUUCUUCGCCGUAUGUUAGACCGGAGCCGGAUGAGUGAAAGAUAGUUUCCCGGAGGAGGAAACUCUUGAUUGAUGAUUUGUUGUUUUUGGUAUUUUUUUUUUUAAGUAGAGAGAUCAUGUGGGGAGAGUAAAAAUGUUGAAUUGUAAUUUUUCUAUUAGAUUUGGUUUUUGGUUCGUUUAAUUUUUUUUCUUUGAAUGAAAUAAGGAUUUGUAAAUAUUAAUUGUGGAAGAUUUAAACCAUAAUUAACAUUUUUAAAAGAAUUUCUUCUUCUGGUUUUAUCCUGUAAUAAAGUUUCCUACAAAAUAUUUAGUUCCU
Thlaspi arvense is the source of this 3283-nucleotide messenger RNA. NCBI's taxonomy places the organism in Eukaryota, Viridiplantae, Streptophyta, Magnoliopsida, Brassicales, Brassicaceae. The record is from the annotation of a GenBank genome assembly.